Theobroma umbraticum is the source of this 1702-nucleotide messenger RNA. Lineage: Eukaryota; Viridiplantae; Streptophyta; Magnoliopsida; Malvales; Malvaceae. The record is from RefSeq and is a predicted model, not a curated record.
UAGGCACCAAAAAGAGAAGCAAUCCAACUACGCGAGAAUAGCGUUCUGAACAGUACUUAGAUACAUUGGCAGGAUAACGUCAUCCAUGAAUCUCAUUAUUAAUUACUAUUAAAAUUUUUUUAUUAGAAGUGUCAGCUAAUUUUUGUUUUCUCAGUGGGUUAAUUAGGCUAUAUAAAGGGACUCUUGCACUCAAUUUUCACAAGUUGCUCCAUCGAUUGAGCAGAUCGCAAUGGUAGUGUUGUUGUUCUUUGUCCUGGCCGUCCCCAGCCUCUUCCUAUUCUUUCUCCUAAAACAUAGAAACAAUGGCAAUAUUCUUCUUCCCCCUAGCCCGCCAGGUCUGCCCUUGAUCGGUCAUUUACACCUGCUGAUGCUUGAUAACUCAGCCCAUCAUAUUUUUCUUUGGAAACUCUCUCAAAAGUAUGGCCCUCUCAUGUCCCUACGACUUGGAUUUAGGCCAGCCCUGGUUGUUUCUUCAGCAAAAAUGGCUAAAGAGGUUAUGAAAACCCAUGACCUCGACUUCUGCAGUAGGCCUAUUUUACAUGGGACGCAAAAGUUAUCUUAUAACAACUUAGAUUUCGCUUUUACUCCAUAUAAUAAUUAUUGGAGGAAGAUCAGGAAAAUAUGUGUCAUUCAUCUCUUAAACUCUAACAGGGUACAACUCUAUCGUCUUAUCCAAGAAGAUGAAGUUGCUCGUCUGAUUACAAAAAUAUCCAAAUUAUCUGUUGAUUCUAAGCUUGUCAAUUUGAGUGAGGCAAUGAUAUGUCUUACCUCUACAAUAAUUUGUAGAGUAGGAUUUGGCAAGAGGUAUGAAGAAGAAGGAACAAAAAGAAGCAGAUUUCAUGGGUUACUUAAUGAAAGCCAAGCCAUGAUCGCGACCUACUUUUUUUCUGAUUAUUUUCCUUUCAUGGGUUGGGUAGAUAGACUCUCUGGAUUACUCGAUCGACUUGAAAAAUUUUUUAAAGAAUUUGAUAUCUUCUAUCAAGAAGUUAUUGAUGAACAUCUUGAUCCAAAUAUAUCAAAAUUUGAGCAAGAUGAUAUAAUCGACGUUUUACUACAAAUUUCGAAAGACCACAUAAAAGCUGUGCUAAUGAAUGUGUUUAUCGCGGGAACAGAUACUAGUGCUGCCACUGUGAUUUGGGUCAUGACAUUCCUAAUAAGAAAUCCUAGAUGUUUGAAGAAAGUUCAAGAGGAAGUCAGAAGCUUGAUAGGAAAAACAAGUUUUGUAAAUCAAGAUGACAUUCAAGGUUUAAUUUAUCUUAAAGCUGUGAUAAAAGAGACAUUCAGAUUGCAACCGGUAACUCCAUUGUUAUUGCCACGAGAAACAAAGCGAAAGUGCAAUAUUGGUGAAUAUGAAAUACCUUCCAAAACUUUAGUUCACGUGAAUGCAUGGGCAGUUGGAAGAGACCCUGAAGCUUGGGAAAACCCAGAGGAGUUCUAUCCAGAGAGAUUCAUUGGCAGCUCUAUUGACUAUAAAGGAUUAGACUUUGAGCUCAUACCUUUUGGUGCCGGUAGAAGGGGUUGUCCCGGAAUACAUAUGGCAGUUAUGACUGUGGAGCUUGCCCUUGCUAAUCUUCUUUACAAAUUUAACUGGGAAAUGCCGGCCGGGAAAAACAUGGGAGACUUAGACUUCGAUGUGAUACCCGGUAUCGUUGUACACAAAAAAAAUGCUCUAUGCCUUGUGGCCAGCACGAUUAAUAUGUAA